Messenger RNA from Neoarius graeffei (lesser salmon catfish), 958 nucleotides. It is a transcript of the gene pdf, whose product is annotated as peptide deformylase, mitochondrial. Gene Ontology annotation, cellular component: mitochondrion. Gene Ontology annotation, molecular function: peptide deformylase activity. Lineage: Eukaryota; Metazoa; Chordata; Actinopteri; Siluriformes; Ariidae. Bases 197 to 922 code for a protein of 241 amino acids. The transcript has 2 exons. The record is from RefSeq and is a predicted model, not a curated record. Gene Ontology annotation, biological process: peptidyl-methionine modification; N-terminal protein amino acid modification.
UUACAGGAAGGACGAAUAAACGAAGAGAGAAGAGUUCGGCUUGGGGUUUGAGUUGUUUGUGCAAUAAUGAGCAUUAAAUACUGAGUGUGUGGUUUUUAUUUUAUUGUCCCGUUAUUUCACGCCGGGUCGGUGUAUAUUUUUGAAACUCCAGCCUGUGUGUUAUUUUGUUCUUCAGAGGAGCUGAACUGCACUGAGAAUGAACAGACAGCUGAGGACAUGUCUCGGUUGGUUGUUGAGGACUGAUUUGUCCUCCAGCAGGACUUCCUGUCUGUGUCCUUCCACAUGCGCUGCACCGCUCCGCUCUCAGUCCACGGCCGUGAAAACGCGCUCGUACCUGCAGUACGUUAAAAGGAAACUCCUCGCACCCAGAGCCCCUCCGUACAGCCGCGUGUGUCAGGUGGGAGAUCCGGUGCUGCGCUGCAGAGCUGCAGAUGUGGAGCCGGCAGCUGUGCAGGGAGCGGAAGUGCAGCGCGUGGUUCGCACCAUGGUAACGGUGAUGCGCAGGCUGCGGUGUGUGGGGCUGAGCGCGCCGCAGGUCGGAGUGGCUCUGCGCAUCGUCGCUGUGGAGUAUCCGGAGGAGCUGCUGCGGGAGAGCGCUCCAGCCGCCAUCGCGGCCCGCGGGCUGCGCUCAGUGCCCCUCAAGGUGUUCAUUAACCCGCAGCUCCGCGUGUUAAACGGACGCACUGUCAGCUUCCCGGAGGCCUGUGAGAGCAUCUCGGGCUUCUCGGCUUCUGUCCCGCGCUACAUCUCGGUAGAGGUCUCAGGACUGAAUGAAAAAGCCGAGCCCGUCACCUGGCAAGCAAGUGGCUGGCCAGCAAGGAUACUGCAGCAUGAGAUGGAUCACCUUGAUGGAAUUCUUUAUGUCGACCGUAUGGACAGUAAAACGUUUAUUAAUGUCAACUGGGAAGAAUACAACGAAUAGCAGUUCUGCAUUAAAAAAAUGUACAUUUGUUCAAAA